Boleophthalmus pectinirostris (great blue-spotted mudskipper) is the source of this 11879-nucleotide messenger RNA. It is a transcript of the gene snx11, whose product is annotated as sorting nexin 11. NCBI's taxonomy places the organism in Eukaryota, Metazoa, Chordata, Actinopteri, Gobiiformes, Gobiidae. Gene Ontology annotation, biological process: intracellular protein transport. The transcript has 7 exons. Bases 9179 to 11137 code for a protein of 652 amino acids. Gene Ontology annotation, molecular function: phosphatidylinositol binding. The record is from RefSeq and is a predicted model, not a curated record.
UCAUUGAGAAUUUCUGCAGAUGCAAGAGUUGUCCUAUUUCCUUUGAGAAGAUCCUGGUGAGUAGAAAAUGGCAAUGUUGACUGCUCUUCCUGCAUUAGUUUUUCCCUUUUUCAGUCUUUCCUGCAUUUAUUUCUUGGAAACAACUUAAAGCAGAAGUGGCUCCAUGUUUAAGUAAGGAUACGUGUUCUUUUGAAAAAGGAAAAACAAUAAGCGAGGGAUGUCAAAGGACGUAAAAUGAGCUAUAAGUAAAAUUUUAGCUUCUCUUGAUCUGUUUGCACCGAAUCACUAAUGAAGAAUAUUUAUUGUGAUUUCAACAAAAAUGGGAGAACGCUCACAAUGAAGGUUGGAUUACUAUGCACUGGAUGAAAAGAUUUACAGGACUUUGUGAUGGCAAUGAAGACAAGUCCCCCAGAUUCAGGCAUUUGUGGUUUAGAUACCAAAGGCAAAGGAAGUCCAUGGUAUAGGAUGCUAUUUAUUUGCUAACUGAAAAAUCGUCAAACAUCUCACUCAAGAAAUGGAAAUUGAUUGGUGGGACAUAGAGAGGGUCUGAAGUUGUACAUGGGCUGGCCACAGUUUUGAAGGUCUAAUCUGUUUUGGUUUCAGUUCACGUGGGGCAGUUGGAUGCUUUUUGGGAUGCUUUAGAGAGGAGGCAAUUGUAUCAACUUCCUAUUUACACAUAGCACUGUAAUUCGUCCCUAAAAGGCUUGGCUGUAUGCAUUUUGCUGUUUGUCGCUACUUUUUUGCUGCUGUUUUAAACACACAGAGCUGCGGUUAGGAUAGCUCUUAUUAAAUGUCCAUAAUCUGUAGUAUUAAGCAAGGUUUUAGAUAUAGACACAUCUGCUUUAUGCAACCUACACCUGUUUUUGUUUUGGUUUAAAAGAACUGAGCCGUCAUCACAUGAGGUAUUUAAGUGACUGGCUCCAAUGUACUGUUAAAGGAUUUGCCAUAUUUCAUCACCAUUUUAAUUUUUGGUCUGGUCCUGCCCUGUUUUAAGCAUUACAGGCUCAGCUGGGAAAUAGAUAAUAACUUAUUUGCCAUUGUAACCCAGCUGAAAGCCACUUGAGGUAAUUUAACAUUUUUAACUGCUGUAAAGCCGGACGUUGGCUUAAAAUAUUAUGCUUCUUUAUGUUGUUGGUGUGUUUUGGCGAAGUGAGCCAAUGAGAAGAUGUUUUGAAUGCGUGGAUUGAAAAGUUAGCAGAAUGUGUUUGCGUGGCCACUUUGGUUUUGAAUGCCUUGAUUUCACUAUUUCAUCAAACUUUAAAAAGGUUUUGGGAAAUUUGUUCUCAAAAGUAGAAGUGCUAUUACUUGUCCCGAGUGAAGUUUGUCUAUUGGUAUGUGUAUCUCAUCAUCACCCUUUAAAAAUAGGUCAGUCAAUGCAGCUGAAAUAGCAGUUAGACUACAAUAUUUACAAAAGGCUGAAAAGACUCUGCAGCAUUAAGAUGUCUUUGUUUUGAAAGAGGAUUCGCCUUCAUCAUAUGUGAUAUUCUGGCAUGAAAACUCUGGUUAACAUCACUUCUGUGUAACACUACUAUCAGUACUGCUACUACUUGGUGCACUUUUGUCUCGUCUCAUGUAAAUAUUUACAUGUUUGUCUUCAUUUAUGUAGUUCGUCAUUAAAGUCUCAACCUUCUGCUUUCUGUUUGGAUGUAGUUCCCUGUUUUGAGAUUUGCUGGCAAUCAGAAAUUGUUUUUAUUGAUUAAUAAAGUGUUUUUAUUUUCACCCGUGACUCCUGUUCUCUAGUGGUGACUUCUGAUUGGAGUAGAGUGGUCAUCCGAUGCUGGAGUUAAUAUUAGAUGCACAGUAUUACUAGGCCUGUCACAAUAAAUACAACUUAUUUUUCAAUACAUGAUAGAUGGAACAACAAUUUUUGUGGGUCAAUAUUUAUUGUAGGGACUGUCUUUGUACUAUUGGGGAAAUUUUGGUUAUUUUUCAGUACCACAAUCAGUGUUGGGGAGUAACGGAUUACAUGUACCGCCGUUACGUAAUCAGAGUACAAAUUAUAAGUAACUGUAUUCCGUUACAGUUACUGUUUCAAUGAGUGGUAAUUGGAUUACAGUUACUUUGCUGAAAUAAGUGGAUUACAAGGCGGUAUUUUCCUGUUUUCACAUUUUGUGCUACAUCCCAUUUAUUUAUUUUUUAUUUCGGUAAUUCCACUCAUUGUUGGAAACCCAAACAAAACGCGACAGUAAGAGCGAUGUAAACGUCAUGUUAAAGUUGGCGGUGUCAGUCACACAGUGGAAGCAGCAGUGCAUUGGUAAAAACGCAUUUGUGUCUUGGAAAUUCUUCUCCCGAUGUGAGAUAUAUAUAUAUAAAAAAAAACAAAUAUAAAAUCGCCUACAAUUUAAAUGUGAAACAGGAGCUACUGGCACUGGUGAAAACAACCUGCAUAGACUCAUAAUAUCUGCACUACUGUCCUAUAGUGACCUGCGACAUGAGGGGACGUGCACACAAACACACACAAACACACACCAUCAUCGUCAUCGACCUAAGAACCCGCGGACCACGUCUCCUUCCGUAGUUACAGCGCGGACACCGACGUCUCGUGCGCCGCGUGUGGACCGUGUUUUCUCGCGUAAACCGCGCUUCCUCCUGUGCACCUCUAAACCAGAACUAACACCAGGACUAAACCAGGACUAAAGCAGGACUGAACCAGGUUUAAACUAGGACUAAACCACGACUAAACCAGAAUUAAAGACAUGGUCUAAACCAGGUCUAAAAUCAGGAGUAAACCAGGUCUAAAAAUCAGGACUAAACCAGGACUAAAUCAGGUCUAAACAACAUGACACCUAACAGUAGGUUGACAUAAUUUAAGGUGUUGUCAUAUAAAAAAUUAUUUCUCUAUCAAUAAUAUUUUUUAAUCUGGUGAAGGAAAGGCUUAUCUUGUUACUGUCUUUUAACAGACAAAAACCUCUUAUAUUAAGAUAUCAUGGUCUUUGUUUCUCUACAGCAAACAGUUGCUUAUUCAUUGAGACUUGGGCUCAGACAAUUUGAAGACAACAAACAAGAAUUUUCAGGAUGUGGUUGCUACUUUCAUGUCGUUUAAAAAACAUGACAAUAUCAAGUAAUCCAAAGUAAUCAGAUUACGUAGUAAUUUAAUGGAUUACGUUACAAACUACAUUUUGGGGGUCUGUAAUCUGUAAUCUGUAGGGGAUUACAUUUUAAAAGUAACCUUCCCAACAUUGACCACAAUAAGAUUUGAGCUUUCCAAGGCUGAAUUGUGAACUUCUGACUCAUUAUAAAUACAAACUUAACUGCAUAAGUGUUGUAUUUUGCUAUUUAUUUAUUUAUUGCAGUUUGUGUUGGUUAUCAGUAUUGUACAUUAAGAAUACCUUUUGGGGGAUAAUUCUGCUUUAUGGUUUGGUUUCAUUUAUCGUCAGCAAUAUAUCGCACUACAAAAAUGUAUUUAUUGUGACAGGCCUGUGUAUUACUGACACAGGUAUUACAACAGUGUCCCUCAGGAUUUGCACUCUUAUGUUGGCAGUGUCACAGGUGAUACUGACUUAUUUAACUGAUUAAAUAUUUUGGGAUAAAAUAAAUUGCCUUAAUCUUAAAGGUUCUACUCUGAAUAGUAUAGAUACUUUUAUAUUUUGUUGUAUAAAAUAAGGAAGGGCCAGCUUGUUUUUAGACUAUAUGGUGCCACUGUAGUGUUUUUUAUCAAAGGAAAAAUAACUGAUUACAAUUAAAUUUCGCUACAUCCACGAUUUUAACUUUAUGAAUUACAUUGUUUCAGCUAAUUGAUCUCACAGUAUAGAUUUUUCCACCAGAUGCCCUUCCUGACACAUUUAUAGGUUUAGGAAAGUUCAACAGAUCCUCCCUAAUACAUUUAUUAAGGGUUAAGGCAGAGUUCAUUGCAGAGUUUAACAGUAACUCAGUGGUACAGAAAAGGUGGGGCACUGUGGAUGAUAUUAAACUUGUUUCUUGUUGCUCAAAGUGUUGUUGCACAUUAAGUUAUUAGCGUAGACUGUGAAACCAAAAUGACAAAGCUAACAGCAGCGGUUAUAGAGAGGGAUGACAAUUUCAGUCAAAGCUGAAGGAGUCGGAAGCGCCCCAUGAACGCUUCUUAUUUGAACACGGCAGUUAAGCGUGUUAGCCAUGUCCAUUUAUGUAAAGUUUAUGGUUAUUAGACAGUCCCAGUAAAAUAAAUAAUAACACCUACUGUUUUUAGCCUUUUGGCUGGGAAUUUAUCAUUAUUUUUUUUAUGACUCAAGAUCAGGAUUAUUGCAACAUGGCUACCUAGAAAGUAUUGGUGCUAGACUAGUACAUACACUAACCAGGGACACAUUAGACGUAAAUAGUUCGACUAUUCUGGUGGAGGGUCCAUCGCCUGUUUGUCUUUGUAGAGAUGUUAUUGCUUUGACUAGAAUGUUUCAUAGUAGAGAUCUCAAGGAAGACUAUAAGCCACAUUAUAGGUCAGAUCUGUGGCGAAGCAACCCCAUUUACAAAGAGAAUUAUUGUAUUUUUGAGCAAUAGAAACACCCGUAAUGGAUGAAUGCUAGAUAGAUGUGUUAAAUGUCAUACCAUGGAACAAAGCGAUAACAUCUCCAUGGAGACAAGCAGGUGAUAGACCCCCCACCAGAAAGUAAAAUAAAAUUGCAUACUUUUGGGAUGCAUGUCAGCAAACGGCAAUGCAACAAUUAUAACAAAAAGUGGUUUUAUUUUCCAAAACAGACAAGCAAGACAUGGCUGUUAUUGAAAACACUAAUGAUUACUGAACAAAGAAAGCACAGUUUAUAACUAUACAUCAAACAAGUUAUACAUAUAAGGCAAAGAUGGACACAGUUUUGCCUGCAAAUCACAUGACCAAUAAAGUACAGAAUAAAAAUGGCACAUUGAUAAAAAAUAUAAAACAAAAAUGAAAUGUCACCUUACUAAUACAAUGUUCGGGCACGAUGAUAAGCACUGCCCAAAGGGAACAAGAUACUGCAGAGGACUGGGAAACUCAAAACUUAACACUGCAUCUUUACUUUUUUGGCCUGUGUCAAGCAAAUCUGAAGAAUAUACAGGUUUAGAUUAACUCCAAGUAAAAGCAGAAUCAAAUGAAGUCAUACUACAUCAAAAGACAAAUGCGUCUUGCUUGCCACAGUCUGCCCAUCCCUGUCCAACCCCCCCCUCUCAGAAAGUACAACGAAGUUCAAAACUACUCUUUUUUUUUUUUUUUUUUCACCCCUGCCCCUGUUGCCCUGGGUUAGUUUUUAUCAUCCUUUUUCUCAUCUUCGGUGGGGUACGAAUGCCAGGUAAGCCGCUCCUCAUAGAAAGAAAUGACGAUCUGUGGACAUUUUACAUUUGCUUCUUUUGCUGGGACCAGGUCAGCUUCAUCUGAGUUUUUCCUAAGUAAGACAGAUACAAAAAAUAAAAGAAUUAAGAUUUUAGUGAUUCAAAAUGUUAAGUAAUGUUAGCAACUCAGGCAAGGCAACUUCUUUUUAUCACUGGCAAAUAUAUUAUAGGUUUGUGUUGUCAUGAUACUAAAAUUAUAAGUAUAUUUUUCUGAUACUAAUAGAUUGGCUCAAUACUCAAUACUGAUUUUGACACAACAAAGAUCAUUUUUAAAAGUUAGUAUCUGCCCUCUCUACUACUUAACUACAGGCUAAAUGGAUGAGAGGAUCAUUUAUGCUCAUUUUUGAUCUAAUGUUAUAAUGUUAUUUCCUCUUCAAAAACACAACUGGAGUUUUGUUUUGUUUCAUUCACAAAUGUUUAACACACAAACACACAUAUUUAAGAUGACUUGUUAUCUCAGAAAAAACAGAAAACACUCAAAAUGCUCUGUUCCACCUCGUGUUGUCAUGUGGUAAUACAUAAAGUACUCCACUGGGCUUUUUAUCUCCAUACAUCUUUGCUAGAAUCGUGGAUUAUUUCAGCUCUGCAAUUGCCAUUCUGUACUGAACAACAUGUAAAAGGGAGCGGUUAACUUGAAAACUACCACUUCAUGACAUCACAAGGUGGAGCAGAGCAUUUUGAGCUCUGGAUAUGCAGACAGACAAGUAAUGAAGGUUUCCUCAAACAUGUGUGAAUGAAACAAAACACAACUCCAGGUAUGUUUUUGAUGAGGUAACGACAAACUCACAAGAAUCCAUUUUACCUAAUUUACGACUACUGGGUUUCAGAUGACAUCACAACAUUCAGAUGGGGGCAGCUAAAAUUUAUAUUAUAUAUGUAUGUGUAUGUAUAUGUAUAUAUGUUGUUAUUAUAUAUAAUAACAACAGCUUUUUCUUGUAAGACUGAAUUUAAGCAUCUAGUCACUGAAAGAAAUAAUCAAGUUCAACAUUCUGAAUUCUUAUGACAUAUUAUGCAUAUAUGUAACUAUACGAUGGAAACAACAAAUAACCAAUAAAAAUAGUAGAAAGUAGAAAAAAAAAUUCUGACUUCAUGUAAAGUACUAUAUAUCUAUGGGAAAACUGGCUUUUGCCCCCUCUGGCAAUAUGACAUGAAAACCACCUAUAGAUCAUUCAAGGCUCCAUGCUAAAAGCUCCAAAAACACAUUCUUGAACAUGCAGAGUCAAAUUACCCACAGUCGCUACUCGCUACACAUUUUAUUUCACACUUAUGGAGGUAUAUCUCACCAUUUCAUGAGGAACAUAAGCUCUCCCGUUGAAUCUGUAGCACCAAUUAUUCUUUCUGGAUCCAGACCUCGAGCAAAACCCCUUAAUUUCUCUGUCUAAAGAAAAAAAAAUACAAUCAAGGACAAGUGAUUUUAUAUGAGCUUCAAAAUUACUUCGUUAGGGCCACAUUCAAAACAUGAUGAAGUGCAUUUAAUUAAAAGACAAUGAUUUGGGCUUUGCUGUAUCAGACAGUGGUUUUCACAAUUGCGGCAUCAUUGUGCUGCAUUAUUGUGCCUAUUUCUUUUGCUGUGUUGUUAAAUACCCCAAAUAUGACCAUCCUCAAUCAGCUGUUUACAGACAAGGUGUAUUAUAAUAUACUUACAUCAUCUUUUUUCUUCUUUGAUUUGCUGUCAUCGCCGUCUCCAUCUGCCUUCCUCUUCCCCUCUUGUGCGGUCUUUUGAGACUGAAGAAACUCUGCGAUUAGGUCUGGGCAGUCCAGGUUAUCUUCUGGUUCCCAUGUGUUAUCCUCACUGUACACAAAUGUAGUAUGGGCAAAAGUAAAUUAAUAUUACAUUAAAUUUGUGUAUGGUUAUUUGCCUUAUGGAUCUAUAGGUUGUGUAAACUAUAAAGACCCUCUCUCACGAUUUAAAAUCAUCUAUCCUAUGAUAGCUCUACUGCUGCUCCCUAGCAAAGAUGUAUUAUUGGCUGUUAGUAAACGUUCACCAGCUGAUCCAAAAGUAUCAGAUUCUAUCCUGAUAUUGGCAUCUUGUUUGUGUGGCCUUGGGCACUUCAUCUGUUUUUCAUCCAGUGUCUGUGUACAUUUGUGUACAGGUGUAUGGUUGAGAGUGUGAAUGGGUGAAGGUUCACUUGUUGAUGUAAAAUUAUGUCUGUUGUUAUAGAAAACAUAGGACUAUAUUAUAUUAUAUGACUCACUUUGAGAAUCCCUUCCAUUUGAGCAGGUACUCCACUCUCCCUUUAACCACUCUCCGAUUCAGGACCUUCUCCACAACAUACUCUUCCUCCUCCUCUUCCUCAUCUGGUGCUGCUGGCGCCGCAACCUCAUCUGGCUUCUUCUCUGUUUUCACAGCUGUAGCCAUUUUGCUUUCUAAUGGGAUAGAAGUCAAUCAAGAAGUAUUAGCACCUCUUAUGACCAUUUACAAAUGUUCUUUGAAUAAAAUAGGGCUGCCAACAAUCUUCAGCUAAAAACUCUGUUUCAGGGGGUUGUACACAUGUAUAGCCACUUCUGGGACAAAGUUACAACAGGGAAUCACACCUUUCCACAAAGUUACAUAAAAUAUAGAGACAUUUAUGUUGGAAAAUAAUAAUAUUUUAAACCUUCUGUAACAGUGGGAGCAUCGUUAGUGGGUUCUGUAGUCGUGCUCAUACUCAUCAGGCGACCAGCAGCUUCCUGGUCAACGUCAAGAAAGUUGCAUGAAGGAAGCAAUGUAGUAGAGAGGAGAAAACAGCAUUGGAUAAUGGGGUUUAUAAAGACAUGGGGAACAGCACAGGACAAGGCAGAUCCACAGUUCAUUUAACUAGCAUUUCUAUUUUAUAGGUGGCUACUGGGGGUUUAAAUCAUCAGUCAAACUUAAGGGGCUGGGAAAAUUUCUACUACUCUACUGUACUACUAUAUUGUCCAAACAUGCAAUGUAAUGUUCUAACUAGUCCCAAAUCGUAUUUAUUUUUGUACAGUACCAUUUUACAAAUGUAUAGGAUACUUGGAUUUACUUAUCAGGCUAUGUUUAAAUAUUGUAAUCUAGCCCCAUGCAUUUUUAACCAUGCAACUAAUUUAUAGAAGUAUUACAUUGUGAACUCCAUAUGAACACUGUUGACUCCACUUUGCCUAGUUGCCCAUGUGCUGCACAGAGUAAUGUGGGCGUGGGUUGUGGAUUAGCCUUUGCUUGUAACGGGGCAAACUAUCAUGAUUGAUCAGGUAAAAUAAAAUCAUGCACAACGGUUUAGUACACAUACGUAAACAGAAAAAUGGUCAGUAUCGCGGGAACGCUACGGACCAUCUUCAAGAUACAGCGGUUUGCAACACCUGGCGAGCUUUAGAUCAGGGCUUUUUAUUUUUGGUACAAUUUAAUAAUAGAUAAAAAGCAAAACAAUGAAAUAUAAAUGAUAUGUCCAUUGUAGCUACUGUCGCCAACCAAGGGAAAAAUGUAUCAACAACAAUGCCUCAAAGCGACAGACCCUCAUUGAGUGAAUGGCCAGUGUUAGCUGGCAUCUCCUCCAUGUUGCUCCAGCCCAUGCAACCAACGCUACACGCUAAGCGUUUUUUGAAUCAAAUGUACAAAUGUGUGAUUCAACGAAAGGUUAAUUAAAUUAAAAGAUUUUUAAAUAACACAGUGUAAUAGCAUCGUUUAAUCCAAUCAUGCAUGUUAAAAGCUAGCAAGUGGCAACUGCACGAUCAAAUGAUCUUUGAAACAACACGUUUGGAGGGAGCAGGUAAAUCAAACUCACCGGGUUAAAAAUUAAACGUUUUUUAUGCACCCGAUCCGAAAUAAGAGUUUAAAGGCAGUGUUGAUUUUACGACGCGGUUUGUAAGGAUGUGAUUUCUACAGACAAAGCCAAUUGUAAUACAAAAUGUAUCGUUUCUUUUCCUUCGUCUGCUGCUGGGGGAAGAAAAGUGUACAGUCUCGAUGGCCGCUCAGAAUUACAGAUUCGUAAAGGACAUGGAUAGAAGAACACACGGAGGCAAGACGGAGAGAUGUCUGUGCAGCCUGACAGCCAACAGUAUGAUCAGUAAUCAAGAAGAGGAUGAGUUUGUUGCAGUGCGGGUUCAAGAUCCCCGCAUUCAAAAUGAAGGCUCAUGGAACUCAUAUGUGGAUUACAAAAUCUUUCUGCAUACAAACAGUAAGGCGUUCACAGCUAAGACCUCAUGUGUGCGACGGCGCUACAGUGAGUUUGUUUGGCUCAAGAAGAAGCUGCAGAAAAAUGCUGGUUUAGUACCAGUCCCAGAUCUUCCUGGCAAGUCCUUGUUCUCCUUCAGUAAUGAUGAUUUUCUUGAAAGAAGAAGGAAAGGUCUCCAGCGCUUUCUGGACAAAGUGGUGCACAUGACCGUGUGUCUGUCGGACAGUCAGCUGCACCUCUUCCUGCAGACUCAGCUCCCUGUGGGACACAUCCAGGACUGUGUCCAAGGCCACACCCCUUACACCGUGACAGAUGCCAUCCUGACCUACGCCUCCUCCAACCGCGGCUACGCACAGGCCCAAGAGGAGGAGCCUGCCAAGGAGAGGAGCUUAACCGUGUCCUAUGAGUCAAUGGAAAGUCCUGUGCCUCACCAACCAUCUCAACUAAACAAGCAGCUGUUACCUGAGUCAUCUAAACCAGUGGAUCAUGUACAACAGGACAACACAACUGAACCCCUGCUCAGUGACUCCACCUCCACCACCUCCAUACAAGUCCACCAGACCAAUGACCAUCUCAAAGCCGUAGUAGAAAACAGUAAACAUGUUAGCUUCUUUCUGGGUGACAGAGGAAGUCCAGAAAAUCUUUGCUAUAAAGAACAAGAAGAACUGCCAGGAACUAAUGGUUGUGUAAUGGAGGAGUCGGUGGAGCUACAUUCACCAACUGGACCUGGAUUUGAGGAAACUGAAGAGGCAACAAUUGAGGAAAACACAACUGAGCAAAAAGAAGAACACGAUAGUUGUAUUGUUUCAAAUUCAGAGGAGGAAAGUGAAGUGAACUGCAAUGGUCUGCUGAAUAAUCUAUGUGAAGUAACCGUAGAAAAUGUUGAAGUUAAUCAAGCAGAUGUUUUGGAAAAGCAAGUUGAAUCCAAGAAGGAGGAUGCUGAAAAUGACCUUAAAUUCCAGGAUGAUAUGAAAAAUGAAUUGGGUGAGACAGUGGUUAAACAGGAUUAUAGUAAUGGAGAUGUUUUACUAGCUGUUAAUUCAGAGGUAACAUCAAGUGGAGAGGAGUCAAAUGAGCAAAUAAUUUCCAUAGAACAUGAAGAAAAUGAAAAUAUGCACACUGCAUUUAAAGUUGAAGUCUGUGCAAAUGAAUUUAUACAACAGAUAGAUCCCCACAUGGACCAAACGAAGGACAAAUCAAUAGAAAUUUCCAAUUCCGACAUUGUUUAUGAAGAUAGGCAGUCUCUACAGUCUUCAAAUGAGAGUAUAGUAAAAGUCAGUGAUGAGGAAAGCAUUGGGGAUGAUGCUGAGGUGAUGCGGGAGGCAAAUGGGGACAUACACACCGAGGUUGUCCCACAAGAGAUCACUGGUCACUGGUCCGAAACCGGAGCCUCGAGCAUUUUUACGCUACACAUGAACGGGUGUCCUCUGGAAGCAGAAGAGCGCAUUUCCAACGUGGGCAGUAUCCAAGAGGAGAUAGAGAUCGUCAAGGGAACAAAUGACCUUAACAACACCAGUGAGUUGACAACGAGCGGUAAUCUGGAGUCCAAUGAAUCAGAAUCUGUAGUGGAUUUGACAGAAAACAGUGACUUUAGCAUCUUGGCGACCAGCUGUGUGCCUGAGUCAGUUGAUCUUAAAUUGGCGAUGGGGGAAAACUUGUGCUCCUCCAUGUCUUUGGAUGCCUCAGAGGAUAGCAUCGGGGUCCCAUUAGCUGAACCAGUCUUGAAUGGGGACAGUGAAAUCACAUAGGCCUCAGUGAGCUUCACCCGCACUGAGCCAGAACAAUGGAGAGUGGGGAUGUCCUCUGCCAAAGACACCCUACAUCAAGCCUAAUAUCCUCAUUAUUUUACAUAUGUUGAUGCUCCUCUCUGGGACGGUCACCUUGUUUUAACCUUUUCCUUGUGAGAUCACGUCAUGCUCAAACGUUUUAUUAGUUUAUUUAAUUUAGCAUUUUAUUGAUCACAAACCAAUCAAGUUUACAAAAUGCUUCAGUACUUUUAUUAAUAAUAUAUUUAACGUUAGUUGGAGCAGUGUCAUAAUGGUCAAACUUGUUAAUGGUUAAAAUAUGCUUCAAAGUAAAAGACACUAAAUGCAAUAUUUUCUAUAAUGGGGAUUAAUUUUAACUGACACAAAAUGAAUAAUAAAUAAAUCAGUGGAAAACCCACACUACCUGAAAACUAAAUAUAACUACCAAGUCCAUGUGAUUUCUGUAACACGUCAUAUUCUCUGUUGUUUUAAAUGUCACUUCUAUGCUUGUAGUGAAUCACUGAUGUGUCACUCUCUCGAUCAUGUGGCCGUGCUGAGGAAAUUUUCACUUCACAAUUUCAAAUUACAGUUGAAAUGUUAGACCAAAGAAAUAUUAACAUCACUUCAAAUUACUACUGGUUUUAUUUUAAAUGUGCUGUGUAAAAGGGACCCAUCAUUCUACAUAACUGGAACAGUCUAAUUUUAAUUUAUUUUAUGUGUGAUUAAUAAAGAUAUUUUAAUUUUA